Colletotrichum scovillei is the source of this 1417-nucleotide messenger RNA. Its product is annotated as CybS protein. Bases 181 to 708 code for a protein of 175 amino acids. Gene Ontology annotation, molecular function: ubiquinone binding; heme binding. The transcript is spliced from 3 exons. The record is from RefSeq and is a predicted model, not a curated record. NCBI's taxonomy places the organism in Eukaryota, Fungi, Ascomycota, Sordariomycetes, Glomerellales, Glomerellaceae. Gene Ontology annotation, biological process: tricarboxylic acid cycle; mitochondrial electron transport, succinate to ubiquinone. Gene Ontology annotation, cellular component: mitochondrial envelope; membrane.
GUCAGACGCCCGUCUUCACGAUCCGGAACCUGUGCCUACCCUCGGCUAAGUGGACAUCAUCGAUUCCGGCACUCUAAACCUAGCACUCCUUCUCAACUUCCAAGCCUCCAAACAACGACAUCCCACCUCCCUCCACUUGCGAAUACCAAUUGAACCGCCCGUGAACUACCAGCGAUCACCAUGGCUUCGAUUGUGCGCCCUGCUCUUCUCCGGCAAACCGCCACGGCGGCCCGCAUGGCCCAGGCCACCCCGAUCCGUUCCGCCUUCGUCAAGAACUCGUCAAGAGUCGCCGCCUUCCACACAACCGCCAAGAGGGAUCUGUUGCCCGUCGGUCCUCAGGUCAUUCAGGGUGGAGUGAACGAUCCUGCCCCCGUUCCUCCCCCGAGUCCCGCCCACGGCUCCUACCACUGGAGCUUCGACCGCAUCCUCGCCGCCGGCCUCGUCCCCAUCACCAUCGCCCCCUUCGCCGCCGGCUCCCUGAACCCGACAACCGACGCCGUCCUCUGCGCCAUGAUCCUCAUCCACUCCCACACCGGCUUCCAGAACAUCAUCAUCGACUACGUCCCCACCAAGCACUACCCCAAGUCGCGCAAGGCGACCAUGUGGGGCCUCAACGUCGUCACCGCACUGGUCGGCCUCGGCCUGUACGAGUUCGAGACCAGCGACGUCGGUGUCACUGAGGCUGUCGCGCGUCUGUGGAAGGCUUAAUUUGGGGGAGAGACGGGAGAGAGGUGUCGUUUUGUCCUGCUUGACAGCAAAUAAAAGGCUGGUCAUCUGGGAAUAAUAUCCGAUUGAGGAUGCGACAGGGGAGGCGGAGACGUCAUGCUAGGAUACCAGUACCAGAGAAAUGGCGCUGAAGUCGGCUUACUGUAUGUGAUUCAGGGGGCGCCAGGGUUUAGAAUUGGGACGGCCAGUGUAUAAUCACCAGUCUAGGCAAAAUUGGAUUCUUUGUCAAUGAGCCUGGUGCGACAAUUCUGCAAGUGAAAUUAAAUGUGAGUCGGCUCUAGGAUGACAGGUUAAAUGUUUAUCCGCGACGGAUGAGGUGUUCGAUGUCAGGCAGAUCUAAUCACCGCUAUGCAGUCGACGGGGGAGAAAAUCGACUGAACGAGUAAACGCAAUGACAACUCGUUAGAAAUCUGGGACUCUUGUGCAGAUUUCACGUGUGUCAGCGAAACCUUCAAGAGUCUAAUCUCGUUUUGAGGUGCAGUUUUUACAUUUCUUCGCCCAAAGUCUCUGAGAAGCAAAUUCAAUGUUGAGAUCAGCAACCUCAGACCAAGAACGCACUCGGUCAACAUUGAAAUUCCAAUAAGUAUCAUUGUCAAGAAAAUUACCAUACGCUAAAUCAUGUUCGGGUCAUAUAUCUCGAACUAGUACUUCCAACCACCAGCCGCACAGUACACGGCCGUACUUACACCAA